GUUGGGAUCGCGUCGAGCAUCAUGCGAAGCGAAGAAGAGGAGCUGCUGGAGCCGCUUGUUGACCCGUCUCCGCCAUCGCCACAGAUGGGAAAGGACCGCUCUGGAAACCCACUUGCCCAUGGAGUGCAUUUGUCUCCAUGGGAACGAUACUGGCACCAUGGGCGAAUUCCUUGGAAAGUCAUCUUGCAUGCGCUCCUGAUGUUCUGCGGCACGUUGCAGAUCAUGCUAUACGACAACCAAAACUCCGCCUACGUUCGUGCAUCCUAUCGCAACUGGGCGUAUUUCUUCCUCCCGAACGGCGGCAUGUCCACCUCGACACGCUCGAUGGAUGCAACCCCGUUGGAAGAGUCCAUCUUCACCGUCAACGACACAUUGAAUGCCGUGGCGCAUGUACGAGACGCGUACUUUUCCAUCAAAGACGUGUCUGUUGCUACGUACGAAUACCAUUACGCGGCACCAACGAUCGUUCAGCCCAUGCUCAUGUCGGUGACCCAGUACAAGAACAAGACGAUCGGGCCGCCGCAGCACUACAACAUCACGCCGACGUCGUUGGGUCCGUUCGACGACCUGGACACGACCGAAACCGCGAUGGUGUUUCUGCACUCGCUCGUGACCAUUGAGUUUUCAUUUCCCCUGCGCGACAUCGACUACGGCCCGUUCUACGUCGACUGCUUCGACUGGACCGUGCGAUUGACCCUCGCCAUGCACGAGAACAGUCAUUUCCGCUUGCGAGUUGACGAGUGUUCGUUGGACGUGUGCAGCGUCAAAAAUGUGUGGGCAACUCUGCGCGGUCGGUUCGUCUGGAUGAACGUUCUCGUGGCAGUGUUUGCAGGCAUCUACCUCGUCGUCAUCCUUCGAAGCGUCGUUCGCGCCGUCAAGAGAUUGGCGCGGCGACCGAAGCACGACCCUGUACCCGCCACGCUGCGUGAUUUGAACGGCCACUAUUGCUUGAUCGGGGCGACAUUGGUCCUGGUCGAAUUCAACGCGCUGUGGAACAUAUCCAGCGUCGUCGUGCACGUCCCGCUCCGGUUUGACCACCGGUUUAUCCAAGCGCUGGGCCCGCUCUUGCUCUGGUCGACGUUCGUCGGGUACUUGGAGCACAACCCACGGUUCUACUCGAUCGUGUUGACGCUCCGUGCGAGUGUGCCAAAGGUGGUCGGAUUCCUCGUACGUACACGCGGCGUUCCCAGUCGUCGCGUCAAGGUUGCUACCAGGUGGGGGUGUCGCCCGUCUUUUUUGGGUACGCUUUGUUUGGGUCGAUCGUGUUUGGGUACCGCGUGGACGGCUUUGGCGGGAUUCCGCAAGCGUGCGUCACGCUGUUCGCGAUUCUCAAUGGCGACGUCAUCCUGGACACAUUUGCAUCGCUGCACGCCGACUUUCCGUUCGUGGGCGCCGCGUAUCUGUACUCGUUCAUUGCGCUCUUCAUCUACGUCGUGUUGAACAUCUUUAUUGCGAUUGUCGAAGAAGCGUUCUUUGCCACCCGCAGCCACUCGAGAGCUCUCGACACCCUCGCGCAGAGCAUUUUUCCAAGCCCAUCGCAUCCCACCGAAAGGGACCAUGACAUGACGGCACCCGACGACGCGGCGUGUGCAUUGCGUUAAUCCAAGCUCGCCCUGCUGCACGUCCAUGCGUCCCUAGAGGGAGAGGCUCUACGUCUGCUGCGAUGCCAACGACGACACAUUCGGUGAGCCGUGCCGGACGUGGCCAUAGUGCACUUGGUCCAUUGUUUCUGAAGCAAUCGAACACGUUAGGUUAAUCGUCAGGGUUGUACCAGGACGCAAGUGGUGGGGCUGACGGAAAAUGGCUAAUCGCCGAGCACUUCGGUCGCUAGAGUUUGUACGUCUUCUUCGACUUGAUGGAGGUGUUUGUGCAAGGACACACAUUGCUCUUGUAACGUCGUGACGGUGCCGCGUUGUACGUUGAGGCACUUGGAGAGUCGCUCGAUUUCGUCGUUCGCAGCCUUCAUGGCUUUGUCGUGGCUUGUUUGCAUCACGUACAAGUCUUGCGCCACCUUCUUCUCAAGGUCUUCAAUCAUUCGCACGACCAACGCUUUGUCCGCUUUCUGUCGCUCGUCCAUCUCUCGAAGCAUGUCGUGAUGUUUGCAGCACUUGGUGUUGAGCUCCGAGAUUUGGUCGCGCACACUCACGCGGGCGCCACCGUUUGCUGUGUGACAUCUCGCACCGAUGCGAGACUUCUGCCGGUCAAGGUGCGGCGGUUGCCCGACACCGUCUUCGUCUUCCGAAUACUCAUCCCGUCGAGGGUCUGCUUCCUUGGAAUUGCCGGCUACGACUCGCAUGCUCAUCCAAGAGAAUGGGAAGUGGUCGGCUCGCCACGCCUCGGACCUCCAUCACCGCACUCAACCCAACAUGGCGGCAGGUUCAGUGCCG
Messenger RNA from Aphanomyces invadans, 2387 nucleotides. RefSeq lists its product as hypothetical. The transcript has 11 exons. The coding region runs from base 22 to 1440 and encodes 472 amino acids. NCBI's taxonomy places the organism in Eukaryota, Oomycota, Saprolegniomycetes, Saprolegniales, Verrucalvaceae. Gene Ontology annotation, molecular function: NAADP-sensitive calcium-release channel activity. Gene Ontology annotation, cellular component: membrane. The record is from RefSeq and is a predicted model, not a curated record.